This is a messenger RNA of Arachis ipaensis, 4434 nucleotides long. NCBI's taxonomy places the organism in Eukaryota, Viridiplantae, Streptophyta, Magnoliopsida, Fabales, Fabaceae. The record is from RefSeq and is a predicted model, not a curated record.
AAGAAGACAGAGCUCUCACGAAACAACACACACUUUUCUCUUUCUCUUUCUCCGUCUUCACCGCGUAGAAGAAUUAGAUCAAAGAACCCUUGUUUCUUUGUCCCUAUCUUCUUCAUUUCUUCCCAUUUGCUGCGCCUCCGGACAUUACGAUGUUCCUCACCGCCACAACUGCACAUCAUUCCUGAUCUUCCUUUCCUUCCUGAUUAUGUGGGUGGAUGCUGUCGGCGUGGAUAUUUCCUUGGACCAAUGCAGGGCGAACUAGAAGAAUUUACAAGCCCCAACAAAAGUGCCUCUAGAAAGAUGCAAACACCGGAUGCUGGAACAGAACAAUGUCAUUUGUCAGAGAAAACAUCUCAGGUGGGUUCCGAAUGUUUAGACAACAAGCAAGGUGUGCCUGGCAAUGUGUUAGGCAGUUCUCUUAUUGAUGACCAAGCUUCUGAGAAAAUGGCCAAGAGUUCUGAGUGUUUGGACAACAAGCAGAGCAUGCCUAGUGAUGUGUUAACAAGCUCCAUGAUUGAUGAAAACUCAAACCGUGUGGCCGAGAAUUCUGAGCUUUUGGACGACAAGCAAAGCAUGCAUAGUGAUGUGUUAACCGAUUCCGUGAUUGAUGAAAAAUCAAACCAAGUUUCUGAAAAAAUGACUGAUGGUACGCAGUGUUUGGGCAACAAGAAAAACUUGCAAGGUGAAGUGUUAACCAAUUGUGUAGUUGAUGAAAAAUCAAAUGAGGUCUCUGAAAAAAUGAUCGAGGGUCCUGAGCAUUUGGCCAGCAGGCAAAGCAUGCAUAGCGAUGAUGCAUUGACCAAUUCUGUGAUUGAUGAAAAAUCAAACCAAGUUUCUGAUAAAAUGUUUGAGUGUCUUGAGCAUUUGGCCAACAAGCAAAGCAUGCAUGGUGCUGUGUUAACCAAAUCUGUGAUUGAUGAAAAGUUAAAUCAAGUUUCUGACAAAAUGACUGAGAGUCCAGAGUGUUUGGACAACAGGCAAAGCCUGCAUGGUGAUGUGCUAACCAAUUCUGUGAUUGAUGAAAAAACAAACCAAGUAUAUGAAAAAAUGACUGAGAGUCCUGAGCGUUUGGACAAGAAGCAAGGCAUGCAUGGCGAUGUGUUAAUCAAUUCUGUGAUUCGUGAAAACUCAAACCAUGUUUCUCGCAAAAUGACCGAGAGUUCUCAGUGUUUGGACAACAAGCAAAGUGUAAUUGACGAGGUGUUAACCAGUCAUGUGAUUGAUGAAAAAUCGAACCAAGUUUCAGACAAAAUGACAGAGAGUUCUCAGUGUUUACACAAUGCACAAAGCAUGCCAAGCAAUGUGUUAACCAGCUCUGUUAUUGAUGAAAACUCAAACCAAGUUUCUGGAAAAAUUAUUAGGGGUGCUGUUAUUGCACUGCCUGCACAACGCCAGCGUGAUUUGAAAAAGAGUUGUCAAACUGCAGAAGGUUCAUGCUCUCAACGGAGUACCUCAGAACAAGACCCCUCUCAUUUGUCUAAUGACAAAUCAGAGAUCAAAUGUCAGCCUUUUUCUCAGAAUGGCCAAAAUGUGUCCGUGGAAAUAAAUAAUCCUGUAACUGGUUCUCUUGUUGAGAACCAAACGCUAUCUGUUCCAACACAAGUGAACACCACUUCUGCAAAUGGACUACAGGAUCCAGCUCCAGCAUCUGUAGAUGUGAAAAAUACUGGUUUGAAUUGUUCAAAAAGAAAAUCUACAGCCACAACAUCUAUGCAGUUGAGCUGCAAGGGUAAAAAAAGCUCAAAAUUAUUAAAGAAGAAGUAUAUGCUAAGGUCAUUAGGAAGCAGUGAUAGAGCUUUGCGAUCAAGGACACGCGAAAAACCUAAACCACCUGAGUCAAAUAGCAAUUUGGUUGAUGCUAAUAAUGAUGGCGUGAAGAAUAAAAGGGGGAAGAAGAAGAACAAAAAGAGAGACGGGGAAGGAGUUAUUGAUGAAUUUUCUAGAAUAAGAGCUCGCUUAAGAUAUUUAUUGAAACGAGUUAGCUAUGAGCAGAACUUGAUUGAUGCUUAUUCUAGUGAGGGCUGGAAAGGAUACAGUUUGGAAAAGUUAAAGCCUGAAAAGGAGCUUCAACGGGCUAAGACUGAAAUACUUCGACGUAAAUUGAAAAUGAGGGAUCUCUUUCGAUAUUUGGAUUCAUUGUGUGCUGAAGGAAGGCUUCCUGAAUCUGUGUUUGAUUCUGAAGGAGAGAUUGACAGUGAGGAUAUAUUCUGUGCAAAAUGUAGUUCCAAAGAGUUGAGCACAAACAAUGAUAUAAUUCUCUGUGACGGUGCUUGUGAACGUGGAUUUCACCAGCUUUGUGUGGAUCCUCCUUUGUUAACUGAAAACAUUCCACCUGGCGAUGAGGGUUGGCUAUGCCCGGGAUGUGAUUGCAAAGAUGACUGUAUUGAAAUUGUUAAUGACUCCUUAGGAACACGUCUCUCUCUUGAGGAUAGCUGGGAGAGGGUUUUUCCAGAAGCAGCUGCAGUUGAUGCAUUCAAUGUGGAUCACAACUCAGGACUUCCUUCUGAUGAUUCUGAUGAUGAUGAUUAUGAUCCUGAUGUUAAAGAAGAUGUGGAGGCUGAAGGGGGUGAAUCAAGUUCUGAUGAAUCUGAGUAUGCUUCUGCUUCUGAGAAAUUGGAGGAUUCAGGCCAUGAGGAUCAGUACAUGGGCCUUCCUUCUGAAGAUUCUGAGGAUGAUGAUUAUAAUCCUGAUGCUCCAGAUCAAGACAUGAAAGUUGCAGAGGAAAGUUCGAGCUCUGAUUUCACAUCUGAUUCUGAGGAUCUUGCUGCUACAAUUAAUGAUAAUAUGCCCCCAGGACACGGUGAAGAUAUCACAUCUGCAUCAUUGGAUGAUGCAAAGAAGUUUAAAGGAUCCAGCAAAACAAGUAAAGUCGGUAAGAAGCCAUCUAUAACUGAUGAAUUGUCAUCUUUACUAGAGGCAGAUCCUGGCCAAGAGAGUUACACUCCUGUUUCGGGGAAAAGAAAUGUGGAAAGGUUGGACUACAAAAAGCUGUAUGAUGAGACAUACAAAAGUGAUACUAGUGAUGAUGAUGAAGACUGGAAUGCUACUGCUACCCCAACUAGGAAGAAGAAUGUCACUGGUAAAUUGACUCCAGUGCCACCAAAUAGAAAAGCCUCAAAUAAUUCUACACAUACUCUGAGAAGUGACGGUAAAGCUGAAAAAACAAAUAACUCAGCUGCUAAAUCACUUGAAGGCUCUGGAAAAUCAGGUUCCGGGGAGAAAAAACCAAGAUCUUCAACAUACAACAGACUUGGAGAUGUUGCAAUUGAGGAGACAUACAAAAGUGAUACUAGUGAUGAUGAUGAAGACUGGAAUGCUACUGCUACCCCAACUAGGAAGAAGAAUGUCACUGGUAAAUUGACUCCAGUGUCACCAAAUAGAAAAGCCUCAAAUAAUUCUACACAUACUCUGAGAAGUGACGGUAAAGCUGAAAAAACAAAUAACUCAGCUGCUAAAUCACUUGAAGGCUCUGGAAAAUCAGGUUCCGGGGAGAAAAAACCAAGAUCUUCAACAUACAACAGACUUGGAGAUGUUGCAAUUGAGAGACUUUACAAAUCUUUCAAAGAGAAUCAGUAUCCAGAUCGGACCACAAAAGAAAGCUUGGCACAAGAAACAGGACUCACACUUCAGCAGGUAAGUAAAUGGUUUGACAACACCCGAUGGAGCUUUAGGCAUUCAUCCCAUAAGGAACCCAGGACAGGUGAAAAUGCUUUGGCGCAGACCACUGAUAACAUAUCUGAAAAUGAGGUGGCACCUGGUGGAGAGAACAGGGACAGUGAAUUAUUCCCCCAAGAUGUCACCGGAGAAAACUCAAAAACCCCAAGCUCUAAGAAGAGGAAGGGUAUGUCUGAACCCCUGGCAUCUGAGUCUCCUCAGAAUGCUGAUAAAGCAUCAAGUCAUAAAAUGAAGACAAGGAAAAGAAAAUGACACAUUGUUGACAACUGAAGCUUAAUAUCUUACAAAGCAGCCAAAUUAAGGUAUCCAACCUGUCGUGCGAUUUAAGUCUCUAAGAUGAUCAACUUUGGAUCUUGUGGAUUUGAAUGUGUGCCAUUUGUAUUCUUAGAAAAAUAGUUUUUAGAUGUCCAUCUUAGCAGAUUUAGUUUUAGCUUUUCCCCUCAUGCGAAUUGCAAACACUCAAUAGUUGCCCUGUACCCUUUUUAAUAUUAUUUUUUUAGGAUCAUUUUCAUUUACAGAGACCCCAUUCCUUCAUUUUUUGAGGGUUGUAUGCCAACAAGACAAAACGCCAAAGUAGAAGAUGAAUAUUAGGGGAGAUCUUUUUUCUUUAAACAUUAGAAUUCAAUUUUCAUCAUUCUAUUGACAUGUAGGCAAUAGUAACAGCUUAUAACAGCUAGUGUUUUAUUAUACAUUACAAGUUACAACUUACAAGUUGCACAAAAUGCAACACUCGUCUUGCUAUUUGAGGGUUAUCUUCUA